GCGGCUGUUUACUGUUGCGCUUGGCAGUUAUAUUAUCAAGGUGUCACGGUGCGGUGCUGCACUCGACUAUAGUCAUCUUUAACAAGGGCACAGUCUUGAUGGAGACCGCACGUAGGCAAAGGUGGAAGGUGUUGGCGCUAAGCACUGUCAUUUUCCUUCCGUCCCUUCUCUACUGCAUCUCGUCCUCCUCCUCGUUCUCUCACAUUGCAAGUGGAAUCGAUAGACUGGGACGCGUUACUCAUGAGUCAUCUAAGGUAGAGAAACUUUACCCUGGUUGGAAGGUGCGUCUGUACACAAAUCCACGAUACAACGCAGCUACCCUGUGUCCCUUGCUGCAUCGCUACAACUGUUUGCUGUACAUCUGUGAUAUUGCAAGUCUCCCACACCCUCUCGGUAAUCUCUCCAACGUGCAUCCGAUGAUGUGGGGACUGGCACCUCUUGGAGAUUCUAAAAUAUCCGCUAUGUUGAUUCGCGACACCGACUCUCAGGUGACACAGCGGGAGGUGUCAGCGGUGGAGGAGUGGCUGGCAUCUGGGAAGAUGUUCCACGUGAUGAGGGACCAUCCCUACCAUAGAAUGCCCGUGCUUGGCGGGAUGUGGGACGCCCGCUGGGACAUCGAUCCUGCAUUAGCCACCAAGUUAAGAAACCUCAGGGACAAGAUGAUGGCAAUAGCCGUUGGUAAGGGGAACUACGGUCUUGAUCAACAAAUCAUUAAGAAAGUCCUGUGGCCGAAGAUGACUGGCAGUUUGGUGGCACACGACAGCUACAACUGCAAAUCAUUUAAGGGAUCUUCUCCGUGGCCCUCGCAGCGAUCGGAAGGAGAUUUUGUUGGAAAACCAAGACACCGUAAGAAAUAUGAGAACAUGACUUUACACACACCCUGUCCAGUAGCGUGCCGUCCCCCGGCCCAUCAAGAUUGGAUAUACUGCUGACACUUCUCCCUCCUGCUGCUGGAAGAGAUUCCUAAUAUUGUUUGUAUUACUUGUAUUGCUAGGAUAAAGCUUAUGUUGUAUCUUGAUGUGUGUACACGAGAGAGAGAGAGAGAGAGAGAGAGAGAGAGAGAGAGAGAGAGAGAGAGAGAGAGAGAGAGAGAGAGAGAGAGAGAGA
This is a messenger RNA of Scylla paramamosain (green mud crab), 1107 nucleotides long. RefSeq lists its product as uncharacterized. Bases 99 to 932 code for a protein of 277 amino acids. The transcript has 6 exons. The record is from RefSeq and is a predicted model, not a curated record. Lineage: Eukaryota; Metazoa; Arthropoda; Malacostraca; Decapoda; Portunidae.